Thrips palmi is the source of this 2595-nucleotide messenger RNA. RefSeq names its product probable splicing factor, arginine/serine-rich 7 (gene Srp54). The record is from RefSeq and is a predicted model, not a curated record. The coding region runs from base 336 to 2186 and encodes 616 amino acids. NCBI's taxonomy places the organism in Eukaryota, Metazoa, Arthropoda, Insecta, Thysanoptera, Thripidae. The transcript has a single exon. Gene Ontology annotation, molecular function: RNA binding. Gene Ontology annotation, cellular component: nucleoplasm.
UCACGUGGUCAGCUUCUGCGCCUGCGCGCUGUUGUUCCUGACGUUCCAGUUCCAAAUCCGUUCCGUUUGUUUGAGACGCAGACGCGUGAAGCGGCUUGCAAAAAGCCAUCGUAUUGUUGCCGUUUCAACUUGGAGAAUCGGACUCUUAAAAUCAUGAAGUGCAAAAGAUAAACGAGGAGAAUGUAGUGCUUGAAGAACCAAGUUCCGACGAGAGGCACACCAGAGCUGGCGUUCUCGGGCCAAACCUUGCCGGUCUAGGUGCCCUAACCAAACUUGGCCGUCGAGCUCCGUUUGUUAGCAGUAUUUAGUGUCUGUGAAGCCGUCAAAUCGUGAAAAUGGUGACCAAAGUCGUGCAAGUGACAAACAUCGCCCCACAGGCCACCAAGGACCAGAUGUCGACGCUCUUCGGGUUUUUGGGGAAGAUAGAUGAUAUUCGCUUGUACCCUACUAUUCGAGAUGUUGCUGUACCAGUCCAAUCUCGAAUUUGCUAUGUCAAGUACAACGAUUCAUCCUGUGUUGGUGUCGCUCAGCACCUCACCAACACUGUCUUCAUUGACAGAGCCCUGAUUGUGAUUCCUGUGGCCACCUCCGAGAUACCAGAUGAACAACGGGCUCUGGAGAUUAUGGCAUCUGGUUCGAUGAUUCCAGGACUACAAAUUGAACCUAAACUACCAGCCCAUGUUGUGAAUCAGGUUGAAGGGACUCCUCCAAAUCAGUACAUAGUUACCAUCGACCCUAAUUUGGAGAUGGAAGGUUUGGAUAUGUAUCCACAGCUUCCCACAUCCUAUGACAUCAAGAAGAUUGAAGAAAUACGACGGACCCUUCUAGUGUCUGGUUUUGAUGACGAUGUCACAGGCGAACAACUUAUGGACUUUUUCACUCAAGCUGGUGAGGUGAAAUAUGUUAAGCUUUGUUCCAGAGAUGAUGAUCCCAAUCGUUAUGCUCUGGUUGAAUUCACUGAUCAGCCUGAUAUAAUUAAAGCCCUCAAGAUGAAUGGUCAAGAAUUAAAUGGGAAGUGUGUAACAAUCACUCAUUCAACUCAAGCAAUAAUUAAGCCCCAGGCUAAAACAAAUGAAGCAGCUCAACGAGAAAUUGAAGAAGCAAUGAGCAGAGUGAAGGAAGCCCAAAAUUAUAUAUCUGCUGCUAUUGACCCAGUUAUUGGUAUGCUGGCAAAAGACAAGAAGAGAAGAACGAGGAGUAGAUCAAGGUCUAGAAGAUCGAGGUCAAGAUCCCAUAGAAGACGCAGGUCAAGAUCCAGACGUCGUUCCAGGUCAAGAGGUAGAAGGUCAAGUUCAAGAUCCCGAGGCAGAAGACACAAGUCAAGAUCCAGAUCACGCAAGCGUUCUCGUUCUAGGUCUCGGCGCCACUCAAGAUCUCCUAGAAAGAAACGGUCUCGUUCAAGAAGUCGCAAGAGAUCCAGGGAUGCCUCCAAACCCCGAAGGUCCCGGUCUAAAUCCAAAACUAAAUCUCAUAAAUCAUCGAAGAAGAACCCUAAGGAAUCCAAAGAAGAAAAAAGCUCAGACAAAGGGACACCAACCAAGGAGAAGGAAACUAAAGAUUCUAAAGAUAGCAAGGACAAAAAGGAAACUGAGUCAAAAGACUCAGACAAAAAUUCCAAAGAUAAGGAAAGUGAGAAGAAAGAUGAAUCAAAUGAUGUUGGUCCAGAAAAUGCUGAAGUGACGGCCAAUGGUGACACCAAGUCAGAGCCAGAACCAUCAAAAUCCAAGAAAGAAGAAAAGGUGAAAGACAAGGACAAGGAGAAAGAGAAAGAUCGAGACCAAGACAAGGAGAAAGAAAAAGAAAAGGACAGAGAAAAGGUUAAAGAAAAGGAUAGGGAUAAAGACAGAGAAAAGGAUAAAGAAAAGGACAGGGAAAAGGAUAAAGAUAGGGACAGAGAAAAGGAUAAAGAAAAAGACAAAGAAAAAGAGAAGAAGGACAAGAAGAAAUCCCGCAAGUCACCUUCACGCUCACGUACCCGGUCUCGAUCAAGAGGUAAAAGUGGGCGCUCCAAGAGGAAAAGUAGAAGUCGCACACCUUCUUCCAAAUCUCGCAAAAAGCGCAGCAGGACUAGGUCUCCAGCUCGUGCUUCAGCUCGCCGCAGUAGAUCUCCUUCAUUCAGACCUCGUAAACGAAGUGGAUCUAGAUCUCCACGACGAAGAACCAGUCGAUCACAUUCCCGGUUUUGAGUAAUACUGCAGAGGCUUGAAUUACAUUGGAAUCAGACAGUUAUAAUGCAUUUUUUUUACUUAUGUUUACUGGUCAUUUGUUGGCUUCUUCAAAACACACUGUUGUUUAUUCUGUUUGUUUCUUUCCCCCCACCCUUUUUUUCUUUUGUGCAAUCUGUUCUUUCAGUUACAUUCUUAUUAUUCAUUUUGCCCAUCACAUGUGUUCCUUGUUUAUAGCUGUUCACAUUAAUUUUAUCAUUAACAAUUUGCACGGGUGAUAUAGUUAAUUGUUCUGUGUGGUAAUAAUCUACUGUUGUCAAAAUGCUGAAGGGUCAUACAUCGAAGUGUGCUGUAGAGAACUGCAUCAUGGUUUUAUCAAUAUCAAAGGUUUGUGUUAUAUAUUUCAUGAAUAAAUCCAUUCUAUAAGCUA